GGUCUUGGCGGUGCUGGGAAACCGAUAGUGAUGAAUAUCAUCGAUCAUGGCAACAAAAGCUGGUGAAGAAGCCACUAAAAAUAUCAAUGCUGAUAAAGCGGCCUAUGUUCAAACUGACAUCACAAGCGAAGAAAGUGUAAAGAAUGCGAUGAAGGUCGCUUCAAAUGCUUUUGAAAAGCGUCUCAGUGGUCUUGUUCACUGUGCUGGUAUCGCUAUGUCUCAACCAUGGACAAACCGCCUCGAAGAUACUAUUGGCCGUUCAAGACGUCUACUUGAAAUCAACUACAUGGGUACCUGUAUUACAAACGCUUUAUUCGCUGAUGCUGUCAACGAGCGUUUUGAACCAGAGAAAAUGGCGAGCGGUGAACUUUUCACUACUAAAGAAGAACGCGGUGCCAUUAUCAACUUCAGCUCAAUUGCCGGACACCAGCCAUACACAAGAAUAUUGGCCUAUACAGGAGGCAAAGCUGCCGUAUCUGCAUUUUCACGUGCAUUGGCAGAUUUCUUGGGUCCUUCAGGUGAGAAUACGGUACUUUCAUGUCCCAAGCGUCAUAAUUCUGCCAACAUUGGAGCUAGACUUUCAUAUUUUCUUGCGGAGCUCACAAAGACUUCAUCCUUCCCAGCUAGACCUAUCACACCUGAUGAGAUCGCGGGGGCUGUUAAUUACUUGAUUACUAAUGGUAUGAUGAACGAUCACGAUUUGAGGAUUGAUGGUGGUUGGCGCUUCAUCUUUGAUCGUAUUGUCGAUAGGGAAGAUCCUCGCCUUUCUGCACCAGGGUUGGAAUGA
This is a messenger RNA of Wallemia mellicola CBS 633.66, 787 nucleotides long. RefSeq names its product NAD(P)-binding protein. The transcript is spliced from 4 exons. The record is from RefSeq and is a predicted model, not a curated record. NCBI's taxonomy places the organism in Eukaryota, Fungi, Basidiomycota, Wallemiomycetes, Wallemiales, Wallemiaceae. Gene Ontology annotation, molecular function: 2,4-dienoyl-CoA reductase (NADPH) activity. Gene Ontology annotation, cellular component: mitochondrion. Gene Ontology annotation, biological process: fatty acid beta-oxidation. Bases 47 to 787 code for a protein of 246 amino acids.